AGAGAGAAGGGGGAAAAAAAACAGAUCCCACCACUGCAACUCAAUGAGAAUUUCUGCAGGAAGCUGUUACAUCGGAGAGCAAGCUUGUCCUGAGAGCACAGUCUCUGGAGGAAUCUCUCGGAGAGAAGCUGGCUCAGAGUGGUUACUGAAAACAGGAACCUGCCUUCUACUGGUCCCCUCCCCGUACCUUCCUCGUUUUCUUGAGCAGAACAGAGGAAGUGUGCAGCUGGUGUAGCAACUGCUGUCUUGAUAGCAUGGGCCCUUCCACGCCCACCGGGGCUGGCUCACUCCGCUGGAGCAGCAGCAGCUGAUGGGGAGCCUGUGACAGUCCCAGGGGAGGCCAUGCCCAGCUUUUGAAGGCUCUGGCAGACUUGCGCAGCCCGGGGAGAGCCAGAAAUGGGCAACAGCAUGAGAUCCACCCCAGCACCUCCUGAGAGGCCCUUGCCUGCCCCAGCUGGACUGGACAGUGACUUCCUUGCUGUGCUGUGUGACUACCCCUCCCCUGACAUCAGCCCCCCAAUAUUCCGCCGAGGAGAGAAACUACGCGUGAUUUCUGAUGAAGGGGGCUGGUGGAAGGCCAUUUCUCUCAGCACUGGACGAGAGAGUUAUAUCCCAGGAAUAUGCGUGGCCAGAGUUUACCAUGGCUGGCUGUUCGAAGGGCUGGGUCGGGACAAAGCUGAAGAGCUGCUACAGCUGCCAGACACCAAGAUGGGCUCCUUCAUGAUCCGAGAGAGUGAGACCAAGAAAGGCUACUACUCCCUCUCUGUGAGACAUCGGCAGGUGAAGCACUACCGCAUCUUCCGCCUGCCCAACAACUGGUACUAUAUCUCCCCAAGGCUCACUUUCCAGUGCUUGGAGGACCUAGUAAAUCACUACUCAGAAGUGGCUGACGGCCUCUGCUGUGUGCUGACCACGCCCUGCCUCACUCAGAGCACCAGCACCCCAGCAGUGAGGGCCCCGGACUCGCCCGUCACCUUACGCCAGAAGACCUUCGACUGGAAGCGUGUGUCCAGGUUGCAGGAGGACCUUCACCCAGAGGAAGCAGAGAACCCAAUGGGUGUGGAUGAGUCUCUCUUCAGCUACGGUCUCCGGGAAAGCAUUGCCUCCUACCUGUCUCUAACCAGUGAUGACAACACACCCUUCGACAGAAAGAAGAAAAGUAUGUCCCUGAUGUACAGCGGAAGCAAAAGGAAGGGCUCCUUCUUCUCAUCCCCAUCAUAUUUUGAAGACUAACCAACAAGAGAUGCCUCAGGGCACAGCCAGCAGGAGCAAAGAUUCAGAUUGUCACCUGGGAUCUUGGAAAAAGACUCAGGUGUUUCUGGUCUUUCGGGAAACCUCCCAUCCCCCAGAAGCCAAAAGAAGUCAUAUGGAAACUUGAACUUGAGACUUCUCCACUCGCAUCUCCACAAAGGGCAGUCCUUCCUGGUAUCUGUUCAGUGCUGAGAUGUCACACGGUGUUGACUCAUGAUGUGACUGACCAGUAUUCUGAAGGGCCCCCACGGGUAUGUGUGUGUGUAUGUGUGUGUGUGUGUGUGUGUGUGUGUGUGUGUGUGUGUGUGUGCGCGCGCACGCGCGCGCCCUGCGCUUGUGCAAAGACACAGGAACUCUCUCACACAGGAAAAUGAACCUGGAACAACUGUCAGAACCCAUAUCCAGGCUGUCCUACUCUGGGGUCCUCAGAGAGAACGCCUAGAGGGAAGAAGCCCUAGGAGAUGAGCCAGGAGCUGAGUCAUGGCUGGGCAGGCAUCCUUGGAGAUUGGUUCCCUGCACUGAAAUGUGUCGGCCAGUACAUAAAGGGACCUUCCAUACGGUCUCUUCUCUUUCAGGGGAACUGCAGUGACACUAAACAUUGACCUUGCUUAGAACCUCGGGCUCAGGAGAUCCCUUUGGCAUGCCCUUGCGAAGGUCACACAUGCAAAUGGUGGACGGACGGGUUCCCUCCUGAAAUGGGCAAGGACUGCGGUGGUGAGAGGUGCUCAUAGGAUGACCGACCAUGGUCCAAGCUUUCAUAUGUCCAGCCAGAGCUUGGCAGCACAGAAAGGGCUUCUUGGCAUGCUGAGAGGCCCUUGCCUACACUGCCAUGUCAGUUCUUCAUCCAUAAUUGC
This is a messenger RNA of Erinaceus europaeus (western European hedgehog), 2105 nucleotides long. RefSeq names its product Src like adaptor (gene SLA). The transcript has 9 exons. The record is from RefSeq and is a predicted model, not a curated record. Bases 397 to 1233 code for a protein of 278 amino acids. Gene Ontology annotation, molecular function: protein binding. Lineage: Eukaryota; Metazoa; Chordata; Mammalia; Eulipotyphla; Erinaceidae.